UUGUUGUCCCAAUCUACAACAGCUAUCUCUUUUGAACAUGCAUUGUUGCGUUCAUUUUCCUCUGUUUGAUUUUCAAGCUCAGUGUUAUUCCCUGAAACUUUUAGGUAUGGGUUCUAUUGUAAAGAUGCAAGUUAAAAAAAACAUUUCUUUGCCUGGUUUUCCAAAGUUAGAAGUAUUUUCACUUAUGACCGAAGGUGGAUAUUUUACAGAUGAGCAAAUCAGGAAAAUUUUAUUUAACUCGAUAAAACUACAGCAUUUGGAACUUCAAGGCUAUUUAGGUUUAAAUGUGGAAACCUUACUCCAAGUACCUGCUAACCUCUUAGAAAAUUUUAUUUUUACUAAAUCAAAUAUUUGUGCUUCACAAUAUGUGUACGAAUUAUGUACCAAAUGGCAUCAUAGUUUGAAGUUUAUAGAUAUUUCCGGUAUGAAAGGAGACUUUAUUAAUGAAGCAAUAUUAGGCCUUAUUCCUCCUGGAAGCAAAUCAUGUGUACGUGAAAUAAAUUUGAGUGGCACUCAAGUAACUGCAUUUACUGUUAAGAAACUUAUUGAAUGGUGUGAUGACUUAGAAGUGUUACGUUUGAGUUCUUGCCGCAAGCUUCAAAGGGGAAUGAAACAAGCGUUUAUUGGGAAAACAGAGUUGCAAUAUCUAUUACAAAAAAUAUACGAUGAAUAUGUGAUGAAUAUGCUCAGUGAUGAAUCAAAUGAAUAGAAAAAUCAAAGGCUUAACUUAAUAUACAGGUAUUUUUCUGAAGAAAAUUUCACAUAGUAUCAAUUCUGAGAAAAUUUUAUAAACGAAAUAGCUUUGAUAUGGAGCGUCAAGAUAUAUGCUUGUAUAUAUGUUUCCACAUGUUCUAUGUGUUGAAAAUAUUGAAAAUUAGUUAACCAGAGUGUACAUUUAAAAGGUAGGACAUAAUUAUGUACAGUACAGAGUUUUUCAUCGCAUAAAAUUUAAGAGUGUGAAAAAGAAACUCGCUGCAAAUGAAAUGAUAUGGUAUUAGAGACAUCUAAUGUAGAAUUUUUUUUACUAGUCAAUCAUGCUGCAUUCAAUGAAACUGCACUGAAAAAUAUAUCAUAAGAACUAUUUUAAUGAAAAUUAAUACUGAAAUAGGUAAUUAAAAGCUAAUAGUCUAUCAUAACAUUUCAAGUAUUCAGUGUUCAUCAUAUGUAAGAAUUCAUGUUCAUCAUAUGUAUAAAUUUCAUGUUCAUUAUAUGUAAAAAAAUUUAACAAUUAACUACAUUUCAUUUUAAACAAAGUUUUUUUAAAAAUUUAAAGUGCAUUAUUUUGAGAUGUGAAGUUCUUUCACUUGUAUGCAGUCCUAACAAAGUAUGAAAGAAGAGCUUCUAAGCAUAAAAUAUCAAAUUUUUGAUCUCAGUAAUGGGAAAAUUAUCAGAAAUUUUGUAUACUAGUUUUUAUGGUUAUGUUCAUAAUGAAACAGUGAUAAGUAUUUUGGAUUUUUUUCCCAAUUUUCAUUGUAUUAUGUGACUUGCAAACUGAUUGCUUGCUCAAAGUAUAUUAAUGUUUUUAAAAUUCAGAAUAGAAUAUCAUCUGAAUGUUUAAUAAUUUGUUUUUUAUAUUCAAAUCAUUUUUAAUCAAAAAUAAAUGAGAAUUUAAACAACUUAUUAUUAAUUAUAUGAUGUUAAAUUUCUGAAGUCAUUCUUCUCAUUGUAAAUUUCAUAAAGAUAAAAGUGUACAAUUUCUAUUGUAAAAAGCUAUAAAACAUAGUCUUCAAAAGAUUAAAACCUUUUGAAAAAUUAAGAAGUUAUAGUGCUGUUUAUCAUAUCUUCACGUUUCAGUUUUGUACCUUUCAUAUCUUCAGGUUUCACUUUUGUACCUUUCUACUUUUAUUAAAAUGCUUUUCAUACUAA
Stegodyphus dumicola is the source of this 1866-nucleotide messenger RNA. Its product is annotated as F-box/LRR-repeat protein 6-like. NCBI's taxonomy places the organism in Eukaryota, Metazoa, Arthropoda, Arachnida, Araneae, Eresidae. The record is from RefSeq and is a predicted model, not a curated record.